UUCCUCUGACUUUACUCUGAGCAGCUGCUGUAUGAAGCCAGUCAUCUGAAACAAACGGAGCUUAAGUUUGACUUUUUAUUUACAUUUUUAUUAGUGGUUUUUCAGUUUCUGAGAGGCAGCCAUGAUUAGCCGUAACUUUAAGAACGUGCUGGUGGUCUCUGUCGGGUUCCUCUCACUUUUCACGGCUUAUGGAGGCCUGCAGAGUUUACAGAGCAGUCUGAAUGCAGAGCAGGGGAUGGGCGUGGCGUCUCUGAGCGUCAUCUACGCCUCCAUCAUCGUCUCCUCCAUGUUCCUGCCUCACAUCAUGAUCAAAAACCUGGGCUGUAAAUGGACCGUCGUGGCGGGCAUGGCCUGCUACGUCUCCUACUCCUUCGGAAACCUCUACCCCGGAUGGUACACCCUCAUCCCCACCUCAGCAGUUCUGGGUUUGGGGGGGGCUCCUUUAUGGUCGGCUAAAUGCACGUACCUGACCAUCGCCGGGAACGCUCAGGCGGCUAAAGACGGGAAGAAAGGAUCCGACGUCAUCAACCAGUACUUCGGCAUCUUCUUCUUCAUCUUCCAGUCGUCAGCGGUGUGGGGGAACCUCAUGUCGUCACUCAUCUUCGGACAGGACGGCAACAUCGCGAUCAUCCCGGAGGAGCAGCUGCUGGCGUGCGGAGCGGCAGACUGCAGCCUGAACCUGAACAUGAACAGCACCUCCACCCGGCCCGCGCAGGAGCUGGUGUGGACGCUCGUCGGAUGCUACAUCGGCGUGGGGGUGCUGGCCAUGAUCAUCGUGGCCGUGUUUCUGGACAACAUUGACCGGGAGCAGUCGAGUCACUUCAGGGAGAACCGAGAGCCGUUCUCCAAGACGUUCCUCGCCACGUUUCGGCUGCUGAAGGACUGGAGGCUGCUGACCCUCAUCCCGCUCACCAUGUACAGCGGCUUCGAGCAGAGCUUCCUGUCCGGGGAGUACACCAAGAACUACGUGACGUGUGCGUUGGGCAUCCAUUACGUUGGAUAUGUGAUGAUGUGCUUCGGAGCCACUAAUUCCGUUUGCUCAUUUGUAUUUGGGAGACUCGCCCGGUACACAGGGAGAGCCGCUCUCCUCUUCUUUGCUGCUUUGGCGAACUUCUCCUGUAUCAUCGCUCUGUUGUUCUGGAGGCCUCACCCCGACCAGCUGCCCGUCUUCUUCGUGUUUCCCGCUCUGUGGGGGAUGGCCGACGCUAUCUGGCAAACUCAGACCAACGCUCUUUACGGGAUCCUCUUUUCUCGGCACAAAGAGGCUGCGUUCGCUAACUACCGGAUGUGGGAGUCCCUGGGUUUCGUUAUCGCCUUCGCCUACAGCACCUUCCUGUGUCUGGAGACCAAACUGUACAUCCUGCUGUCUUUCCUGGUGCUCACCGUCAUCACGUACCCCAUCGUGGAGUAUCACGAACGCAAACACCCAACACCGUCUAUACAGGAGGCCGGGCACCCGACCCACAACAAGGACGGCUUCCACAAAGACCAGGGAAAAAUCGUCGCCCAGACACAAUUGUAGAGACAGAUUUACAGGAGUUUUUGUUUGUUUUUUUGCACCCUGUUCUGGACAUUAAGAUGGAAAUUAAGGGCCUCACAUUGAUGCCAAAAAUGUUUCGAAUUACCCUGAAGAGAAUUAUGGAGGUUCAAUCAGACACUGCAUCCUGAUUUUUACUGGUUCAGCCACCCUCCCUAAAAAAAACUCCUUUCCCCUUGUAGAACAAUUACAAUACAUUUCAGAAAAAGUAAAAAAACAAAACAUAAAUAUCUAUUCUUGUAUAUUUGACUCAAUGAGUUAGUAAAAUAUAUUUUGUUUUGUGUCUCAUUUACCCGUGUUAAAACGCAGAUUAUGUACAUACAUGGUAAAUGCAGGUAAAAUAGAGGUUAUAUUAGUGGAUCUUAUUGCCUUUUUUAAAGUGUUAAAGGGUUGUUUUACAUGAUCAGGAUUUGUGCCAUUAUGAAACCAACACAUUUUCUACUAAGCAGUAUUGUUUCACAUCUUUUUUUUAAUGUUACUGAACUGUAACUGAAAAGCAUAAACUGUAAAUGUUGUUGAUAAAUGUUGAAUAAAUGUUUAACUAUUUGUGUCAAAAGCA
Molecule: messenger RNA, 2096 nt
Organism: Gymnodraco acuticeps
Lineage: Eukaryota; Metazoa; Chordata; Actinopteri; Perciformes; Bathydraconidae
Gene: unc93a
Product: unc-93 homolog A
Exons: 8
Coding region: 122-1522 (466 amino acids)
Source: RefSeq, a predicted model, not a curated record